AUGGGUUAUCAAUAUUUCUAUCCAAAUGAGAAUGUUGAUUUUGUGAAAUUGGUUAGUUUAUUUAAAUCACUUACUGUGAUUACAUUGGGUCUAUCCAUUGGAUACUUUCUUACAGCUACAUUAUUUCAAUGGUUAAAAUGGGAUAAACUACAUAGUUAUUUCUAUGUACUUGUAUUAACUUAUAGUUGGAAUUUAAUUGUACCAAUGGUAAUUAUGAUUGAUGCCUUCCUAUGGAAACCGAAACCAGUUAGAUUUCUGAUUUCAAUUCUCAUAUGCGGUCUACUAUUGUUCGCUUACAAUAUCUUUGUAGAAGUUCAAAUCAAUAAAUUACAAUACAGUAUGUAUCCAGCUCUAGAUAAUAUGAGUAUUAGUUGUCGUCUUCUAGUUUAUUAUGUUGCUUGGAUAUGUGUAUUCAUUCUGACUUUUCUAUCAUAUAUGUUUAUUCGUUUGCUCAAUCGUGAUAACAAUAUACAAACUAUAGUAGAAUUGUAUAGAAGAAAUAAACCCAAGUUCUAA
Molecule: messenger RNA, 516 nt
Organism: Schistosoma bovis
Lineage: Eukaryota; Metazoa; Platyhelminthes; Trematoda; Strigeidida; Schistosomatidae
Source: the annotation of a GenBank genome assembly